Messenger RNA from Cylicocyclus nassatus, 426 nucleotides. The record is from the annotation of a GenBank genome assembly. NCBI's taxonomy places the organism in Eukaryota, Metazoa, Nematoda, Chromadorea, Rhabditida, Strongylidae.
AUGCGUGUCAAAAGGAUGCCAAGAAGAGGAAUCUUCAAUGAUGUGCGGGAAAGCGGUACAGCUCGUCUGAUCUUCCAGAAGGACGAAGUUCUGAUGGUUGAUCUGUCCAAGGUGGUUAUGAGAUCUGAUCCCAAACAAGAAAUCGAGCAUGUCCAGAAGAACGUUGACGGAGACAGGAAGAGUGUGCAACGUGCAGUGUGCUACAACUUCGCGAUAGGAGUGCUAGUGACUCUUCUGCUUCUUUCUGUUCCUGUAGCGGAGGCGGGUUACAUACCCAGCGAGGACGAUAGCCCUAUAAAUAUGGUGCUUAACAAACUCGGAUUCGCGCUUCUAGCACUAGCACCAGCACGCCCAGCGAAGUCCUCGGCGCCUGAGUCGCGUCAGCCGCUUAUCGUCAACCCCCACCACCGCCCCCGGUCAGCAUAG